AAAGAUGAAUACAGUCCAAAAUUAAUCGUAGGAAUUGCUGUGUCACAGACCGAUGCUCCCUCCUCUACUUCAAUUGCUUUAAAUAUAUCGUAAAACACACUAGCAGUUCAUGGUUCCAGCUGAUCGGUUUAAAUAAACCAUCAUAGUUGUUUAAAGAUGAAAUCGUGCGGGCUUAGGCUGUGUUUAUUAUUGACUUUGACUUUAACUUUGUUUGAUUACGUGACAUGUGCAAAAAUCCUAGCCGUUUUUCAUGCACCGAGUUUUAGUCAUUAUAUUUUGGGUGCAAAACUACUCAGGGCUGUUGCGGAAAAGGGACAUCACGUAACCAUGAUUAGUCCGUUCCCAUUAAAAGAUCCUCCAAAAACAUGGAGAGAUAUCGUACUUGAAGAUUAUGCAAAAGGGUUUAACUUUGGAAAUCUUCUCAAUCUGGCCACGAUGUCCGGCUACCGUAAAGAAAUAACGGUCAAUGAAGUCGGAUGUGAACUGAUACGAAGAGUUGCAACGCACCCAUCCUUCAUAGGCGUGAUAAAUUCAAACGAAACGUUUGAUUUGAUUAUAGUUGAGAGAUUUAUGAAUGAAGCCAUAUUAGGGCUGUCACAUCGAUUCAGUGCUCCUUAUAUUGUGUUUAGUACGAUCGGAUAUUCGAGAUGGACAAAUGACAUGGUUGGCAAUCCUGGGUCUACCGCUUACAUUCCUGAUUUAUAUUUACACUACGGCAACAACAUGACAUUAUGGCAAAGAUUCCACAACACAUUCUUUUAUUGUUUUGCCAAUUUGUACAGACAUUUCUUCACACUUCCGAAACAGAGAAGCAUCCUGAAGGAAACAUUUCCAUAUGCCCCCCCACUAGAGGAUUUAUAUUAUAAUGCGUCUCUAAUCUUAAUGAAUACCCAUGUCAGUAUCAAAUAUGCGGUACCAUCAGUUCCAAACAUGAUCGACAUCGGCGGAUUUCAUGUUAGCCCUCCAAAACCAUUACCCAAAGACCUGAAGCAGUAUAUGGAUGAUGCCUCCAAUGGUGUUAUUUAUUUUAGUUUAGGAUCAAUAUUUCUGUCGAAAGAUAUGACACCAGAAAUAAGAGAUAUUAUAUUACGGGUAUUUUCAAAAUUUAAACAAAGAGUGGUUUGGAAAUGGGAAGACGACAUCACAUUUUCCUCACCAUCUAAUGUGAGGUUUGAAAAGUGGAUUUCACAACAGGACAUAUUAGCUCAUCCAAAUUUAAAGUUAUUUAUUACUCAUGGAGGUUUACUUAGCACCAUAGAAGCAAUUUACCAUGGUGUACCUCUCCUGGCCAUACCAAUCUUUGCGGAGCAAUUCAUGAACGCUGCAGAAAUUGAAUCACUGGGCUAUGGUUUAAAACUUUAUUACACAGAUAUAACUGAGGAGAACUUUAGCCAUCUUGUCAAUGAAUUAUUAAAUAAUGCAAGGUAAA
Agrilus planipennis (emerald ash borer) is the source of this 1429-nucleotide messenger RNA. RefSeq names its product 2-hydroxyacylsphingosine 1-beta-galactosyltransferase-like. The transcript has 3 exons. Lineage: Eukaryota; Metazoa; Arthropoda; Insecta; Coleoptera; Buprestidae. The record is from RefSeq and is a predicted model, not a curated record. Bases 157 to 1428 code for a protein of 423 amino acids. Gene Ontology annotation, molecular function: UDP-glycosyltransferase activity.